This is a messenger RNA of Anoplophora glabripennis (Asian longhorned beetle), 6832 nucleotides long. RefSeq lists its product as uncharacterized. The record is from RefSeq and is a predicted model, not a curated record. Bases 173 to 6832 code for a protein of 2219 amino acids. The transcript is spliced from 3 exons. NCBI's taxonomy places the organism in Eukaryota, Metazoa, Arthropoda, Insecta, Coleoptera, Cerambycidae.
UUACAUUUAACGUAAAGUUAACCUUUAAUUUUUAUUUUUGUUUAUUAUUUGAUUAUCCUGGCAUUUUAUCCAAUAUCAACAAUGUACUUUGUUUAUCAUUUGACUAAAAUUUUAAUAGAUCUAUGUGAACAAACGAGUUGUAUAAUGGAUUUGUAACUAAUUUCGAAAAAUAAUGGAGAUCGAUGACAGACUAGCGGCACAAAUCCAUGGAAUCAUUAGUUCUGAUUCAGACAGCGAUUUCGACGGCAAAAGAGAUUUCGAUGAAGAAUACAACUCCUUAAAACCACCUCCAUUUGAUUACGAGUCAAUACGAGAUAGAAUCGUGGUCAUUUCUCAAAGAAAAGUAGUAAACAUCUGGGAAGAACGGCAGAAGAGCAUACAAAAAAAUUACCAAGUAAAAAUUCAAGCUACGAGUAGUGAAACAACACCGAAGAAGAAAAAGAAAAAAAAAUCAAAGUCUAAAACAGCCAAUCAAGUGGAAUAUGCUGCGAUUGCAACUCUUAACUUAAAACUCUCCAAUGGGUCUCCAUCCAAUGAAUCAAAAUCACCUAAAAAUAAAGUAAUGAAUUUAAAAAGUAAUACCCAAACACAAACUUUUGAUAUUUUGGAUACCAUGUCAAACAAUCAUAAAUCCGGUAAAAAGAAAAUUACACCCCUUGAUAUUGAUUUUCUUGACAAUCCUAGAAAAUAUGUAACCCAUAAAGCUAGUGUAAAUGUAUGUAAAGGGGAAACAUGCGAAACACUGGAAAAUACUUUUGAAGAAAGCUAUGCAAUAAUGGAAAUAGAGUCUGCGUUUAAUGGUAACUUGAACAAGAAAAAAAAGGAGCAACCUCUUAGCUAUGAUUUUGAUAAUGAUAACGUAGAGAAAAAUACUAAUCUAACGCAAUUUGAUGAAAAAAAUAUAAGAACAUGGGACGAGCUAAGAGAAAAAUAUGCAUACUUAGAAAAUUGUGCAUCAAAUAAUACUGAGGAUUCUGAAGGAGAAAGUGAAGUUUGGGAAACGCCAAAAAGAAAGAAGACAUUUCGACGGUUUGAUUUUUUCAACUAUAUAGAUAGUUUUGAGGAAAACGAAAGUGUGGGAUUGUGGGAAGAGGAACAAAAUGUGUUUCCAUACCUGGAGGACUGUGCAAUAGCUGGAGCAAAAUCAGUCAGUGGUAUAAAUAAACCUAAAAGAGAAAGUCACACUUGGGAAAUACCAAAAAGAAAAGAAGAAUUUCAACCAUUCGAUGAUUUUCUCAGCAGUACAGAAAAUUUUGAGGAAAACGAUAAUCUAAAAAUAAAUGAGGAACCAUGGAAGGAGGUACAAAAAAGCCUGGAGAACUGUGCAAUAGAUAGAAUAAAAACACCCACUAAUAUAAAUACGUCUGAAAAACAAAGCAAAAUGUUGGAAAUGACGAAAUCAAAAUGUGACUUCUUCAGCAACUUUAACUUGAAUAAGAACCUGAACUGCAUGGAUAAUAUUCAGAGUCAUAUUAAUAUAAAAUUACCUGAAGUAACGAGCUCAGCAACAGAGGAUGUAUUACAAGAAAAAUUGCCAAAUCUUACUGCCGCCUUUCCAGCAAACGUAAUAAAUUCUGGGUUCAUUAAUGAAAACUCAAACACUAAGAAAAAGAAAUUUCGCCCUCUUGAUGUCAAUAUUCUUUUCAACAAAGGUUAUAUUGUAGAAGUUGAAAAAAAAACCACAAAAACGAAAAAACCCAAAGGUAAAGCUGCGGAAAUAUGUGAAAUGUUAGAAAAAACACGUAAACUAGAAUAUAUCGACAUCAGUGAAGCUAGUAUACAAUCGCUAGCCAUAAAAGGAAAGAAAAAGAAAGCGAAAAAGAAAUCAAAACAGUCUGCUGAAAAAUCUUUAAUGAAUACUUCUGACGAAAUUAAAAAAGCUACAGAAGAGAUUCUGAAGCGAGUAAAUCAAACAUGCAAAAAAAUAUUGGAAGAAAUAACUGAACAGAUGCAAAUUAUGACCAACUGUCAAGAAAGGUUAAACCAUCUCUUAGAGGAAUUAACAACGGAAGAUAUUAUUGAUAAUAAAAUUCAAUUGUUAUUUUACUCUGAAGAUGUGGUGGAAGUAAAUACAUUAGCAACAGAUAAGAAGAAAACUAAGAAGAAGAAAAGAAAAUCAAAGAAACUAACCGAUAAUGAACCACCAAAAGAUCAAAACAUCUUGAAUAAAUUAACUACUGAUGAAGAUAAAGUAGUAGAAAGUACGAAAAACCAGGAAACCAUGCUGGAGACACAAUUGGAUCACUUCUCUAUCAACGAACUGAAUAUCGAAAGCAUACAAUUUAGUUUAAAAUACAAGGACAUCAGUAUAACAGCACCAAUUGAAGAAACUAAAACCAAGAAGAGGAGAAAGAAGAAAGGGAAAAAGAUAACUACAGAAGAACCACAAAAAAUUGAUUCUUUGGACAAUGUGGAUCAUGAUAUUAAUUCAAACAUUGAAAGAACAGAUCAGGACAUACCUGUAAUACAAAUCGUGGAACAUUGUAAAGAAAAUUCUGCUAAUGUGUCUGAACAGCAACAAAAAACUCAAGAAAAUAUAGACUUUCAAGAAGAUAUCAAUACUACAAAAGGCACAGAAGUAUCUAACGUUUCAAUAAAUACAGAUUCAGUAACAUCAAUUAGCAAGUCUGAUAAAGAUAUAGUUAUUUUGGAAUAUGUUUUUAGUGUAGAAUUAAAAAAUUUCAUACGUAAUAUAGAUUGUUCAAAUAAUAUUAUUUUAAACACAAAUAUCUUCAAUUACGAACAAUUAUACAGAGCAUACACUGUUUUUAUUCAAAAGAAUAAUGAGAGAUAUCAAAGGCUAGUUGCAUACAAAAUUGCUCUCGUUAAAAAUUAUUUGAUACAAGUUUUUGAAGACUUUGGAGAGAUAUAUAUUUCAAAUAAAAAAUCCACUGUUUGGCUGUACAAUAUGAUCAAAGAAUUUGGCAAAAAAACUUACCUUUGUAUGUCAGUUCCGGACAACGUUAUCGACACCAUAACUAAGCCUAAAACAAAAGAUAGAUUCAGUAUAAGAAAAUACAUGAGCAAAUCAUAUAACAAAAAAAAAUUUACCGACGUAAUCUUGGAAACUGUGAAUUUUAUAUAUCAAAAAGAAUUUUCAAGUUUCGGUAAAACGAGUGAAAGUAAAUAUAAAAUAUUUAAACAGCUUUGUGCAUUUUUUAAACAAAACUUCAUAGCACACUCUAAAAAUUGGCAAAUGCAUAAGAAAAAUUUAAGCAAGGUUGUCGAAGUCCGAAAAAACUCAAGUGGCAUUGGAGAGAUUAUACUUACUUUUAAUUUUGAAGAAAGUAUUUCUAUAAGUACACGACUAGAUAUAGCAGCAAUACUCACACAAUCAAUUGAAUUCAUUUCAAAUUUUAAUGAUGAGCAACUAUAUAAAGCUUAUACGACUCAUAUAUUAAAACAGAAAAACCUAAAUAUUGACAACCGACAUCAAAAUACAGUUACACAAACAAAUUAUUUAGAUAAAAAUUCCCCAAUUUAUGUUGAGGCCGUGACAGAUCAAAUUAGGAACAUUUUUUGGGAGCUUGGAAGCAAUAUAUGCCCUAAUAUAUCAAUAACGGGUAGCAUUGUUGACAUGUUAACCAAAAGAAGAAAUAGAUCUCGAAGAAAAGGAACAUGCUGCAAAGGAAAAAUAGAGUACUGCGAUAAUACAAUCUCUACAAUCCACAAGAGUGAACAGACUAUAAAUAUAAUUACAAAUAAAACAUUUGAGAAAGAGUUUCCAAGUCUUGACGAACGGAAAAGAAAUAGUUUCACACACAUGCAUAAAAUAAGUUGGUCUGGAUGUAACAACAAGAAGAAAAAGAGAAAAUUUGUACCUCUUUUACAAUUCACUUCCAAGAAAUAUGCAAAAAAUCACACCAAAUCUAAUAUAAAAGAAGCUAAGGAAAACAUACAAAUAAAUUCAACAAUUGAAGCUGUUGAUACCAAAAUUCCGUCUCCGAACAUUCCAAUACAAGCUAAAAAUUUUGAAACAGUUAUGACAAAACCAAUUGAAGAUAUUGAAAAGAAACAAACAAUAAAUACUUAUUUGGGUACAUCAUUUAGCAAACCUGGCAAAGAGACAGCAAUUUUAAAUGAAGAAUUAAAAUAUGUUAUAGAUAACAUAUACUUUUCACGUAAUAACAUCAUUCCAAACCCAAACAUUUCCAAUUAUGAACAUUUCUACAGUUUUUUUAUGCAAAAGAAUAAAGCAACAUAUCAAAAUCCAGUUUCUUACAAAAUUGCUCUGGGGAAUGAUCUAGUUAAAGAUUAUUUGAUAGAAAAUUCUGAAGCCAACAUUGUUGAAAUAUAUUUUUCAAAGAAAAAAUCCACUGUUUGGCAACAUAAUGUGAAAAGAAAAUUUAGCAAUAAAAAUUACCUUUGUAUGUCAGCGCCCGACAACAUUAUUAACAUCAUAACCAAUCCUGAAGCAAAAGUUAGAUUCAGUAUAAGAAAAUGUGUAGGCAAAUCUUGUAACAUGAACUAUAAUAAAAAGAAAAAAUUAUCUGACAUAGUAACCUUGGAUAUAUAUCAAAACGAAUUGUCAAACUUCGGUGGAUUAUAUGGACACGAUAUCAACACAAAGGAAAAGAAAAUAUUUACACAGUUCUGUGCGUUCCUUAAAGAAAAUUGCACAAAAGUUUCAAAAAAUUGGCAAAUGGAUAAAAAAAAUUUAAACAGUAUUGUCGAUACCCGAGGAAACUCAAAUAUUAGCAAUAACUGUUGCUUUGGCGAGCUUACACUAACUUUCAAUGUUCAAGAACGCCUUUCUAUAAUUAUACGAUUAGAUUUAGCAACGAUACUGAGUAGUUAUGACAUAACUGCAACCUUAAAAGAACUUGACAACUAUUCCACUAAAGAACAUAAAUGUUUCACGCAGUUAAUUAAUGUCAUUCCAAAUUUUAAUUAUGAGCAUCUUUAUAAAGCUUAUACGACUCAUAUAUUAAAACCGAAAAAUAUAAAUAUUGACAACGGACAUCAAAAUCCAGUCACAAAAACAAAUUACUUCGAUAAGAAUGCUCCUCUUUAUGUUGACGCCAUGACAGAUCAUAUUAGGAAAAAUUUUUGGCACCUUGGAAGCAACAUAUACCCUAAUAUAUCAUUGACAGGUAGCAUUAUUGACAUCUUAACCAAAAGAAGAAAUAAAUCUCAAAGAAAAGAAGCGUGUAGGAAAAGAGAAAUAGAGUACCGCGAUAAUAUGAUCUCUACAGCCCACAACAGUGAACAGAGUGUAAAUAUAGGUACAAAUAUGCUUGAGAAGGAGUUUCCAAGUCUUGACGCACCGAAAAGAAAUAGUUUCACACGUAUGCAUAAAAUAAAUUGGUCUGGAUGUAACAACAAGAAAAAGAAAAAAUUUGUACCUCUUUUACAAUUCACAUCCAAGAAAUUUGAAGAAAAUCAUAACAAAUAUAAUAUAAAAAAAACUAAGGGCAUACAAACGAAUUCCACAAUUGAAAAUUAUAAUCCGAGCAUUUUCCAUAGAAAAAUUGAAGCUGUUGAUACCAAAAUUCAGUCUCUGAACAUCCCGAUAGAAGCUAAAAAUACUAAUUUUGAAAACAUGAAAAAAACUAAUACAAUGUUAAAACCAAUUGAAGAUGUUGAAAGCGAACAAAAAAAAUCAAAACAAUUGCCUGCGGAACUGCCAAGUACUGGGUCUCGUAAUAAAGUGUGUCAAAAUAUUGCUUUAGGUUGUAUCAAGAAAAAGGAUACAUUUAAAUUACAAACAAGAAAGAAAUAUAAAGACAGUAUGACAACAAUUUUAGACGAACAACAAAUAAGUAAAGAAAACGUUGGAAUUACAAAUCUAAAAAAUACAAUUAAGGCCAGUUCCAGUAGCGAGAUAAACGCAAGUAUAGCAACAGUGUACAAAGAAAAUUUCAAAAAUCCAGAAAACUUUAUCCAAUCGUUUGAUGAUUUCAAAAAAUUUUUUAAAGAUUCGGCUGCAAUUCUUGAAGAUUGUAAGCAUAUAUCUAAGCUCAUUUCUGAACAAAUGAAAACAGAUAAGUCCACAACUUGUAAUGAAAAUUUAAAAGAUUUUGAGAAAAUGUCGAGAAAAUUUUUCAAAGUCGCCAACCGUUCAGCUACAGUUAUCACAAACUGCCACGAAAUGUGUAAACUUAUCAGUGAACGAAUACAGAAAAAUGAGAUUUUUUGUAACAACUGUAUGGAGAAACCGACUCUUGAGAGAAGUAAAAAACUUCGCUACUGUUUAGGGAAUUUAAACAGCAGUCAGAAAUCGUAUUCUCAAGUAGCGCCAAAACAAAGCGAUUUUACCUUUCCGUCCAAACAGCCUUACGAAAAAAUUCAGGUUGACAAUACAUUUGAUGCUCCAAGUAGAAUAGAAAAAAAUACAUUGUCUGCAAGUGAGCAAAAUCGACACGUUUUAAAUAAAGUACUGACAUUUUCUGGCUUGCCGGUGCGAAAAAACUUUGAAACUUCUGUAGAACAAAAGCAUUGUUCUAAAGAUCCUUUGAAUAGGGAAAGAAUUUCUUUACUAUCAAGAACAUCAGAUAACAAAUUUAUUUACAAUUUGGUAAAGGAAAAUAAUGAUUUUUCUAAAUUUGAGAAGAUGCACACAAAUACAUGCUUCGAAAAUCCCAUUCAGAGAAUCGCAGCAAGAAAACGUAGAAGCAACCAUGGCAAGACUAGAAAGAAGGAAGUCACUUCAUUAAUUUCAUUACUGUUUGUGAUAUUUCUUGUGAUUUUGGAAAUUUUAGUGUUAAGCGAUUGGAGAAAUUUAUCUUUAUUUGAGAAUAUCCUUUGGAUAUUUGUGAUUUCACUUUUUUAUUAUAUCUGUAACAAAUAUAUAAGCAUAUAUGAUAUUUUACAUAAUUAUGGUAUCUGCUAA